GGGGCUGUAAGCCCAAAAACAAGAUUCAAUAAACGAAUACAAGAUUAGUUUCAAUAUCUUGCUUUCCCCCUACACCCACUCAACUUAGCAGGCUAGGAGCUUCAGCUUUCUAUAUACGCGGAUUUAGGUAUCUACUGGUAAUGACGAGAUUGGUCGGCCGGAUCCCCACUCACUAGGAUUGGUUAGUCCGUUAGUGACACCCCGUUAUGGACUAGAGGAACCUCACCUAAAUCUGCUAUAUCUCAAACCCCUACUGCUACUUGUUUAGGAAGUAGUUAGGGAUGCUUGGAUCAGGGACAUGUAAUCAUAUAUCAAUCUUCAUUCCUUUGCAUGGUUAUUUGGUUAGCGCAAGAGCAGCUCCGAGCAUACUUGGUGGGUGCGUUAAAUCCAAGAAAUGGAAGAUGCAUUCAAUUGAUCAUCUGAAUCAUGACUUGUUGUUCAAUGAUGAGGAAAAGAAAGAGUGGGAUUCUUGCAGACAAGCUUUCUCGUCAUUCAAAUUCAGUGCUGAGGAAGAAGACAAUAUACUUGGAAAAGCAUUUGGACAUAUCCAUACACCAUAUUGGUACGACGAACAGAAGAAAGAGAUUCCACGACUUGAAGCCGUGAAUGAAACCUUAAAUUACCUAAGGAUGAAUUUGAACCUCACCGAUGAUGACAUCUGCAAAGUUCUUAAGAAGUUUCCGGAGGUUCUUGGAUGUAGACUUGAAAAAGAAAUGAAGAACAAUGUGCAAGUUUUGGCAAAGCAAUGGGGGAUUGAAGGUAAAUCUCUAAGAAACCUCCUCC
This is a messenger RNA of Cuscuta europaea, 783 nucleotides long. Lineage: Eukaryota; Viridiplantae; Streptophyta; Magnoliopsida; Solanales; Convolvulaceae. The record is from the annotation of a GenBank genome assembly.